Xiphophorus couchianus (Monterrey platyfish) is the source of this 1284-nucleotide messenger RNA. Its product is annotated as bolA-like protein 2. The record is from RefSeq and is a predicted model, not a curated record. The coding region runs from base 132 to 440 and encodes 102 amino acids. Gene Ontology annotation, molecular function: 2 iron, 2 sulfur cluster binding. Lineage: Eukaryota; Metazoa; Chordata; Actinopteri; Cyprinodontiformes; Poeciliidae. The transcript has 5 exons. Gene Ontology annotation, cellular component: cytosol; nucleus. Gene Ontology annotation, biological process: protein maturation; intracellular iron ion homeostasis.
CACAGGUUAGAAGGCCACUGAUUGGCUAAAAUGGUCAUAGCUAUGAGUCAAUUGGAUAUUCUUUUUGGGCCAUAAUAACGUAACCGGUUGUCCGGUGUCCACUUGAUGAAAUCAGCGGAUCACAGAUAAUCAUGGCAGUGUCAGCAGAUCACAUCCGGGAGAAGCUUAUUAAGGAGCUCGAGGCAGUGCAUGUGGACGUAGAGGAUACCUCACCGGAAAGAUGUGCAGCCAGCUUCAAAGUCCUAGUGGUGUCGGCGCAGUUUGAGGGGAAAUCGUUGUUACAGAGACACAGGAUGGUGAACAUGUGUCUAGCAGAAGAGCUGAAGGCAAUCCAUGCGUUUGAACAGAAGACCCUCACACCAGAACACUGGGACAAGAUGAAGCAACAGGACAUUCACAUCUCAGAUAUGCAGCCAUAUUUUGUCUUCAGAAACCUGUAAAAAGCUUUUAUACUCAGUGAGUUGCAUGCUUAAAGGGUCAUAAAUAUUUAUGUCAAAUUACCCUGCAAUAUAAAUCACAUCUGUUUAUUCACUGGUAGGUAUGGGGGUAGAGAAAUAUUAAUAAGUGGAGGUAGAUGCUCUGCCUGUGGAAUAUGAACACCACAUUUGUUAAGCUAUUUCUAAAGUUUUGUUGUGUUUUAUUGCACAAUGACAAUAAAGUGAUCCUGAUUCUAAAUGCAGAGAAACUCCGGACCAAGACCUGAACCCAGACAGUAACUGACUCACCAUCCAACCCACGGCUCAUAUGUUAAUAUAUGUUAUCUUACCAAGCAUCACUGGAGAGAUUCUGGAUGCAGAAGUAUUUAUUCAUAAUACUAAAACAUACUUCCUGUUUGCUCUGUUACUGCUAGCAGACAAUAAAUUGUACUGGAAACAGUAAGUGCAGCUCUAUGGAGCUGUCGGUAAGGCCGAGUGCUUAAAGCUCUUUACCAAAGUGCGACUUGUUCAACCCAUGUCCCAGCUGAUGGUAGAUCUUCCACUGUGAAUGUGAUGAACAUUAGUGAUCCCUGCCAGAAACUAAAUAACUACAUGAGGCGGACCCCCUGCUGAGACUCAGGGGGCUCAGAAAGCCAGUAGUCGCUCAGUGAGAUCAGUUGGUGGUGGCUGAGCUAAUGGAACCAAACUGAUUCAGUCAAUUCGCUGAUUUUCACCUCAGUGCUGAUGUGGCUGUUUGUGUUGGAUGAAUGCAACCAGCAGGUCCUGCAGAGAGCCCAAGCAGUUUCAUUUAAUAUCUGAGACAACGGCAGGGCUGCUUUAUUGAUUUAUUGCUCUCUAACACAUAAUA